CGAUACUCGUUGCAAGGACGGACCUAUACAGUGGAGAACAACUUGGAUUUAGCAAAAAGACAGCUCCACAGAGAAAAUUAAUAGGACAGGUAUGUUCUAAGUAACAUGUAGGCUGCUUUUUUUCCCCUCAUCAUGAAUGUGGCAUCUCCUACCAAUUUCUACUCCUGAGCAUAAGAGGUCUCCAACAUGCCAUGCUGAGUGAUUUGUGAAUGAAUGAGUUAGCCAUGCAACCAAAUGACAGUGCGCAGAUCCUGGUACCAGAGGUGUGUGAGCAGGUACUGGAGGAUAAUGCAGGACUGGGUUACGGUGGCUCUACUGGCAACCUGUCGCUGCGCUGCUGGCUACACUUCUUAAGCAAGGAAUCUAUACUGGAGCUACAGGGAGAUGGUUCCAGCAUCACAGUGCGUGUGAUGAUAGCUCUGGUGUACUCUGUCGUGUGUGCACUGGGGCUAGUGGGGAACUCUCUGGCACUCUACCUGCUUCACUCACGCCACAGUCAGAAGCAGUCCUCAAUCAACUGCUUUGUAAUGGGCUUGGCUCUCACCGACCUGCAGUUUGUUCUCACGCUCCCCUUUUGGGCUAUUGACACGGCUCUGGACUUCCGCUGGCCCUUCGGCAAAGUAAUGUGUAAGAUCAUCAGCUCCAUGACCAUCAUGAACAUGUACGCCAGCGUCUUCUUCCUGACUGCCAUGAGUGUGGCGCGAUACUACGCAGUGACCUCGGCCCUCAAGAUGCACAGCAGGCGGACGGCGGCAGCCAGCGCCAAGUGGAUCAGCCUGGGCAUCUGGGUAGUGUCGCUGCUAGCCACCCUGCCCCACGCCAUCUACUCCACUAGUGCCCAGCUAUACGACGAGGAACUGUGUUUGGUGCGAUUCCCUGAGUCAGGCAGCUGGGACCCUCAGCUGCUCCUGGGGCUGUACCAGCUACAGAAAGUACUGCUGGGCUUCGUUAUUCCCUUGGUGGUCAUCACUGUGUGCUAUCUGCUGCUGCUGCGCUUCGUGCUGAGCCAACGCAUCAGUGGAGCGGCCAGCUCAGAGGGCUCGGAAGGCCGCCACAAACGCCGGUCCAAAGUAACCAAGUCGGUGGCCAUCGUGGUGCUGUCCUUUUUCUUGUGCUGGCUGCCCAAUCAGGCGCUGACGCUGUGGGGCGCGCUGAUUAAGUUUGACCUGGUGCACUUCAGCAACGCAUAUUACAACGUCCAGAACUACACCUUCCCGCUGACUGUGUGUCUGGCUCACACCAACAGCUGCCUCAACCCUGUGCUCUACUGCAUAAUCCGCCAUGAGUACCGCGCGGGCCUCAAAGAGCUGCUGCAUGCCACACCCUCCUUCAGGAGCCUGGCCAACCUGCUACCCCGCAAGGCCAAGGUGGCAGAGGCUCCCCCUGUCAUGAUGCUGGUCCAGAUGGAUGUCUAAAGGCGGGCGGCUCAGCGUCUCUAGUAGACAAUGGGCAACAACAAGGAACGCACUCAGCUCUCCAAAAUACCAGUUUCAUGGAAUUUGUUUGUUGUAGUUGUUGGAGCAGCAUCACAAGGCAAGCCCAUUGGAAUGUGUGCGGUGGAAAUUAAAUAAUAAUUACAUAAUAUACUGUUUAAUUGGUCAUACUAUGCUGUUUUACUUGGAGAAUUGUCUGUAUUUUAGUAUUUUGCUGAUAAAGCUUUGUCUUGUGUGACUUAGUCAUGGGUCAGGGCCUACACCCAGCCAUUUGGGUGUAACUGUAGUAUGUGACAUCCUGUUUUAACAAUCUACAGUAACUUAGAUGUGUGGAAACAUGCAGGAAGGAACGGUCAAUGGUGGCAACGUCAGCUAUCUUAAUCUGCACAGACAAGCUAAAUCAGCUUUUACACACCAUGUUCCGUCCCUGUUUCCACCGGUCUGCUAAACUGCCAGGUCGACAAAAUAGGUUGUUAUUUUUCUAUAAGAGGAGAGAGACAACUGUUUUCAUUGUUAUUACUUGCUUAAUUUUUGCAAAUCUUAUAAAUAGUUGUUUUAAAGAAUACAUUCUAACCCUUUGGUUAGAAAUACCACGACAUGUGCCCCAGUUUUUCUCCCCCUACUCAGAUUCUCUUUGCCAGAUGUGUUUUUCCUCUCUCCUCCGCUGCUUCUCUGCUAGCUAGAGAUACAUUUAGCAAGCUAACGUUAGAUAGCUAUCACGAUGGUAGCUCGGCUACAUAAGGUUACAUAACAUUCAGAUAUGCCGCGGGGCAGCCGUUGAACUUUGUUUCCCGAACUCACAUCUUCUUUGUCACUAGAAGCCAACGCCUCGAACAUACACUAUAUAAACAGAAGUAUGUGGACACCCCGUCAAAUUAAUGGAUUUGGCUAUUUCAGCCACACCCGUUGCUGACAGGUGUAUAA
Molecule: messenger RNA, 2357 nt
Organism: Salmo salar (Atlantic salmon)
Lineage: Eukaryota; Metazoa; Chordata; Actinopteri; Salmoniformes; Salmonidae
Product: relaxin-3 receptor 1-like
Biological process (GO): cell chemotaxis; positive regulation of cytosolic calcium ion concentration; immune response
Cellular component (GO): membrane; external side of plasma membrane
Molecular function (GO): C-C chemokine binding; C-C chemokine receptor activity
Source: RefSeq, a predicted model, not a curated record